Vicia faba (fava bean) is the source of this 936-nucleotide messenger RNA. NCBI's taxonomy places the organism in Eukaryota, Viridiplantae, Streptophyta, Magnoliopsida, Fabales, Fabaceae. The record is from the annotation of a GenBank genome assembly.
AUGUUAGGGGAAGUGCAACUUCAGCCUCCACCUAUUCAGCAAAACCCUAGUGAUUCCGAUCCUUUACUCGGUCGCAAAGACGAGGUUCAAGAUGAUGAUGAGUCCCCUGGAAGUUCUACCGAGAUUGGGAAUCAGGAAGAUGUUGAAGCUGGGUUACUCCCUUGUUGUCGAAUUUGUCUAGAAACUGAUUCUGAUUCUGAGGAUGAAUUGAUCUCUCCAUGCAUGUGCAAAGGAACCCAACAGUUUGUCCAUCGUUCAUGUCUUGAUCACUGGCGCUCAGUAAAGGAAGGAUUUGCCUUUUCACACUGCACCACCUGCAAAGCCCAAUUUCAUCUUAAAGUUGAAAGUUUUGAGGACAACUCUUGUCAUAAAAUAAAGUUCAGACUUUUUGUGGCAAGGGAUGUUUUCCUUGUUUUCCUGGCCAUACAAGCUGUGAUUGCUGCUAUUGGUGGCUUCGCGUACAUCAUGGACAAAGAUGGGAACUUCAGGAACUCUUUUGAUGAUGGGUGGGAUAGGAUACUGUCAAAGCAUCCAAUACCAUUUUAUUAUUGUAUCGGAGUGGUGGCCUUCUUUGUACUCAUUGGAUUUUUUGGCCUCAUACUUCAUUGCUCUUCCCUCAAUAGCAAUGACCCCAGAAUGGCCGGUUGUCAAAACUGUUGUUACGGAUGGGGCAUCUUCGAUUGCUUUCCCGCAUCAAUGGAGGCAUGCUUUGCCUUUGUGGUUGUUUUUGUUGUCAUCUUUGCAAUUCUUGGCGUAGCUUAUGGUUUUCUUGCAGCCACCAUGGGAAUUCAGAGAAUUUGGCAGAGGCAUUACCAUAUCCUAACCAAGAGGGAGCUUACAAAGGAAUACGUGGUAGAAGAUCUACAGGGCUGUUAUGUCCCACCCAAGCUAGACCCAGAACAUGAAAGUCGCCUGAAAAUGCUUAAGCUUUUGUGA